This is a messenger RNA of Dunckerocampus dactyliophorus (ringed pipefish), 1221 nucleotides long. It is a transcript of the gene tspan36, whose product is annotated as tetraspanin 36. Bases 97 to 834 code for a protein of 245 amino acids. Lineage: Eukaryota; Metazoa; Chordata; Actinopteri; Syngnathiformes; Syngnathidae. The transcript is spliced from 7 exons. Gene Ontology annotation, biological process: regulation of vascular endothelial growth factor signaling pathway; protein localization to plasma membrane; protein maturation. The record is from RefSeq and is a predicted model, not a curated record. Gene Ontology annotation, cellular component: membrane.
ACAGCUCUACUGACUGGAAACCUUGUGACCAAUUUCAGAAUCUUUGCCAGAUCAACAGUUGGACGACUGCAACCUGCUUGUGCUUCAUCAGACAACAUGGACUGCAGCAUUGUCACCUCCAAGACCGUCCUCGUCUUCGUCAGCCUGGUCUUCUGGGUUGCAGGAGCCGGUUUGGCCUAUGUGGGUGCCCAGGUGCUGAGCAGCUAUGACACCUUCGAUCGCUUCGUCCAGGACAGGUACACGGUCAUCCCAGCCGUCGUCAUCAUCUGCAUCAGCGUGGUGAUGUUCUUCUUUGGCCUGCUGGGAUGCUACGCCACCAUGAAGGAGUCUAAAGUGGGCCUGAGCUGUUUCUUUAUGAUCAUCAUGGUGUUGUUUAUAGCUGAGGUGGCCGCUCUGGUGCUCAGCUUCAUCUACCAAGGAAAGCUAAACGGAGAUCUGGAGAACUCCAUGAACAUCGUCUUUGGAAAGUUUGGCAGUGGAGACCCCGAGACGAAAGCUGUGGACUACCUCCAGACUGAGUUGCAGUGCUGCGGUGUGAGUAACUACAGCGACUGGUCCAACACCACCUGGUACCGCAACCACAACAGAACGGUGCCUCUGUCCUGCUGUAAGAAUGUGACCGCACAGUGCACUGGCAAGAUGGACGAGUUGGACUUGCUCAAUUUAGAGGGUUGUGAAGCCAAGCUGGAGCUGCUGCUGCAGGACAUCCUGGGGUACGCCAUGCUGGUCAUUCUAGCCUUUGCUAUCGUCAAGGUCUUCGGGAUGCUGAGCGUGUGCGUGAUCUCGUGUCAAACUGGCAGCCGGAGGAGUGGCUACCAGCCUCUCUAUGCCUGAAACUGUCGCAGUAUCAUCGCCGCAUGACACAGUACAACUGUUAAAAAAACAAAACUAUUGGUAUAACACAGCAUCCAUCAUGAAUGUUACUCAUUUUAUUGUAUUUUAUUUCUGAAGGUUCACUCAGCUGACAUUCCGUGAGUAUCCCUUUUUUGCCACCAAUAGGAAAGAUUAAAUAGCCACACAGGGUUUUGAGUUGCUCGUAUAGUGUAGGUGGUAGCUUAAAAAAAAUGGCAAAGGAUUUUUCACUGGAAUGAACUGAAUGUCUUAAGAGUUGUCAUAUUUAUAGUUCUAGCCCACUGAUUGGAAUUGAAUCUGCCUAAGCUGUAUUUUAAUGAUGAUGCUUUUUUGUCUUUCUAAAAUAAUAAAGUGAGUGUUUCACAUGAA